AUGCAAACUGCAGGGCUCCAGCUCACAAUCACCCCUUCGUCCAUUGUUAUUGGAGAAAAAGAUUCUGUCAACUUGAGAUGUCUGUUGUCCAACCCACCAAAAGCAAACGCAAGUGUGUAUGUGAUCUGGAGGUUUCGACACAGUUCAAAACCACCACCACCUACAAACUGGGCAUUUAUGCAUCAGGAGGACGACCUAGUGCGGUGUCCAGAUCCCCCGAAAAAUUGCGAGUUCGUCAACCAACAACGAGCGCUCCAGUUCUUCCGGGAGACCCAUGCACAACUGAAUAGACCGGCAAAUUAUUUGGAAGAAAAAGCUCUCAUCGAGUCUCGGCAGCUUCAUACUCUGCAUCUGCACAAUGUCUCCAAACACUGCGAUGGCAUCUUUCAAUGUUACAUUUUGAUAAAUCUUGACGCGAUUGAAAAACGAGCCGAAUUUCACGUUUGGAGUGAAUCAAGGAAUAAAAAACGAUCUGAACUAAAGGAGACUGCUCACAAGAUUGCUGAAAAUUCUUCGACAGUCCACGACCGUUUUCGUCCUACUUGGGGCUCACCAGGUAGGCACAGUCCCCGAGUUUCCGUCAACCUUAUGUUCUACUUGAACCCAAAUUGGACUAUGGCUGUUGAUCUGUUCGCCGAACUUAGCAAUUGGCUUGCAAACGUUUCGUCACCAUACGAGGAGACAUCAUCAGUGCUCAGUUGGGUGCCCACUCAACAGCCAUCUGAUCAACAAUCAAUAAACUCACCCGAGCUACCAAUAUUUCACCAAAUUACCAGUUUUCGUGGUAGUACUGGUCCUCCUACUGAACCCAUCGGUGUGUACUUCAUCAAAGAAACCUUACCCUCUGGGAGUGUGCAAGCUCCCCUUAACCUGACCUUAGCACACCUGGAUCGCAUGACGCACCAACUAAUUGCUGGGAAGAAGUACUAUGUAUCCUGUUUGGUUUCUGGUGCCAAUCCACGCCCACGUGUCCGGUGGUCCGUAAAAGACCAUCGUACAGGUCGAGAAAGAGUCUUACAGACGAGCAACUUCAGUUCACUCACUCAAUCCAGUUGGCUUCCUUUUAGCCAAUACCUAGAUGUGCAAACUACAACAAACCUAUCUUAUCAGGAUGAUGAUGGGCUUUUGCACUGCCAGGUGGAAAACUCCGUGGGGAAAAUGCGUUCAGAAUCAGUGAAGUUGUCGCUGUUAUACGCUCCGGUUAUCGAUCCAUUUGAGAAAGCUGUCAAGCGAGUCCUGGAACUAGCUGCUAUCCAACAAUCCUGUCAGGCGUUUGGAAAACCACCGGCCAGUGUCAAAUGGAUCGACAAACAAGGCCUAGUUGUCUCUAACUCCUCAGAUCUGCGUCUUCCAGGUAUUACCAGGAACGGUGUGAAACAUUUCAUUUGUACGGCGAGCAAUUAUAUCGGAGAAACUAGGAGGGAACUCACUUUUGGUGUUCUGUACCCGCCUCAGGUGUUCAUUCCCUCAAGUGUUAUGGCAAACGAGGGCGAGCGCCUGGAAAUUACCUGUCGAGCGGACAGUAACCCGCCCGUGCGACGAAUCUACUGGACCGUCAAUUCCUCCGCUUCUCUAGGGCAAUCGGAUAGCUCGGCAAGGUAUAAUAGUAGAACCCUGGUGAUCCCAAACGUCAGUCAGAGGAACUUUGGCGAGUACACAUGUCAUGCGGAAUCCGUGGAGAAUCUAGCCGAGAUUUUGGACGAACAAGAAAUGAAAAGUUUAUCCAAAGAUCACGCAAGAUGGUGGCUUACGGGAUACCGACGUUCCGCGACACUCACCCUUUUUGUUCAUUCUGGGCAAGUUGAUUGCAAACGUUGGGUUGGUGGUUGUGGUUGUUGUUGGUUGGCGCAACCACCAACUACUACGCUUCACAAUAACGCACUGAUGAUGUCACCUCGAUUGGUGAUGAAACAUCACCCAGGACAGACUACUCUGUUAGUGAGUCCGUCAGACAAGGUGAACGAGGAGGAAACCGUCAUGUUUCGCUGCUUGGAGAAUAGCACUUCUCCGGGAUAUCCCAGACCGACCAUAUAUUGGUUUAAAUUGAACUUGGCGCGAAUUCCACACAGCCUGUUUCAUUCUGUGGACUGGUGGAGUGUACCGAUUCAGCCCAUUCAGACCAAUUCAACAACGUAUGUUGUACACCGAGCUCAGAUGUUUGACUCGGGAAUAUAUGGGUGUUACCCAAAGAAUUCGAUGGGUGAGGGAAGACCAAGUCAUACGUUUUUAACAGUUACGGGAAAACCUCUUAUCAUCUCAAGUUCCCCGGAAGUGAACUUUGUUGAAAUAACCGAUCUAAAGUCUUUUGCCCCAGAUGGAUCCUACCAUCCUAAAACUGGUCUGGCUGGACCAACGUAUCCAAGGUCUGCUUCAAGUGUUUCGUUGAACUGCACACUACUGGGUAGCUCAGAUAUGAUCGUCACUUGGUAUUAUUCACCGAGUGACACGAAAGGAGCACUGGGAAACGAGUACAAAAUCAAUAUGGAUGAUUACAACUCGGCGUUACGAAGAAGUCCGACGGAAAAUUAUAUCAGUCAGAACAGCUCGAAAGUUACCAACCUUGACAUUACUUAUGUGGCAAGUACACUCGCCAUCCCGUUCCUUCAUUCUUAUGAUGUUCCAACUUCAUUGUUGCGCAACUGGAUGCAGUACCCAUCCCUGAAAUGCGAUCCAAAGUCUAUGCCGGACUAUAUUGACUGGACAGGAGAACCAUCUUUUCAUAUCUGGAGACAUUUAAAUCAACUUCGACAGGCGGACGGGUUUUAUCGCUGUGAAGCAUCCAGUCGCCUAGGAAACACCAGCCACACCAUGCGCAUCAGAGUGCAAAGUAAAUAUCCGACACUCUCGGGCGAUGGGAAUUAUAACGAAUUUUGUACUUUUUAUUAUGGGGGUUUGCAGGAUAUGUAUUGUUCACAUUCAUAUCACUCUCGUUUGAAAAGCGUCCUCUUGUGCUGGCGUAAUUAUUCUAGCGUGCCUACACCAAAGAGGGAAGCACUGGACUCGCGUUUCACUUUUACCAGAGCUCAUCAACAGUACAUUUUCUAUGGCUGCGCCGAGGUUUGA
This is a messenger RNA of Opisthorchis viverrini, 3063 nucleotides long. RefSeq lists its product as hypothetical. Lineage: Eukaryota; Metazoa; Platyhelminthes; Trematoda; Opisthorchiida; Opisthorchiidae. The record is from RefSeq and is a predicted model, not a curated record. Gene Ontology annotation, biological process: cell-cell adhesion. The coding region runs from base 1 to 3063 and encodes 1020 amino acids. Gene Ontology annotation, molecular function: cell adhesion molecule binding. The transcript has 12 exons. Gene Ontology annotation, cellular component: cell-cell junction.